Molecule: messenger RNA, 704 nt
Organism: Zonotrichia albicollis (white-throated sparrow)
Lineage: Eukaryota; Metazoa; Chordata; Aves; Passeriformes; Passerellidae
Source: RefSeq, a predicted model, not a curated record
GAUGGCUUUGUCCGGGUGGAUCGGGACUACGUGGCACAGGCAGCCGAGCUGGCGCGGGCAGGGGGCUGCAAACACUUUAUCCUGCAGUCCUCCCGGGGGGCAAACGCACAGAGCCGCUUCCUCUACCUCCGCGUGAAGGGAGAAGUGGAAAACCUGGUCCAGGCUGUUGGUUUUGAUCACUGUACCAUUCUCCGGCCAGCGGUGCUGCUGUGCAGGCGCCAGGAGUCCCGGCCCAUGGAGUGGAUAGCCCAGCAGUUCUUGGGCGCUGUGGCUCGGCUGUUCCCCACCGCUUACUCAGUGCCUGUGGAAAUGGUGGCCAGGGCUAUGGUGGCCUGUGCACUGCAGCCAGGAGAGGGGAAGGUAAAGGUGCUGGAGAACAGGGCCAUCCAUGAGCUAGGAAAGGCAGUGCCACAGCAGAGCACAGGGCAGCAGGGAUGACACGCAGGAGCUUGGUUCACUCUUCAGAUGCUCUCUGGGCUGAGGAUGAGCGCACACAUGGGAGAGGUGUGGGGUGCUUGCAUGGCUAGCGUGGAGCCCAGAGGUACAUCCACUUUUUGCACUUUGGCUGAUUCUCUCAAGUGAUCAAAAAUGCAGGUGCUGGCUGCUGGGUGGGGAUAAACAAUGUGCACUGCUGCCUGGAUCCAUAAUACAAAUACGGGUAAAGAUGAUGUAAUCCAGGCCUUGAAUAAAACCCUGUGACUGAU